CCCAUAUUUUUUUUUACAGUAUACAGAAACGUGAUAGGUGACUAAAUCAUUGUAAUAAACCUAUAUUCCAUAUUUAUACUCUUUUUGGUUCUACAUUUUUCAUUACCGUAAUCAACAUGGAGUCUUUCUCACAUUUAGUUAAAGUAUCAGUUCCAGAUUAUUUAGCGGGAUUACCAAUUCCAAAUUCAAUAGGAGGAUGGUUUAGACUUGGAGUGAAGGAUUGGCUGAGUUUAAUUCCACCGACUGCUAUGUUGGCCGGGAUAGGCUAUAUGUCUUAUAAAGCAUUUUGUCCUCUAGCUAGGCCUCCAACAUGCGGAAUGAUAAAUCCAAAAAUUCAAAAGGAUUCAAAUAAAGUUGUGGAUUGUGUUGAUAUUGAAAAUAUAGCUGAGAAAGCAGCAUUUUGUCGAUGUUGGAGAAGUGAUAAUUGGCCAUAUUGUGAUGGUUCUCAUGGAAAACACAACAAGGAUAAUGCUGAUAACGUUGGACCCAUUGUUAUUGAAAGAAAGAAAUAAAUGUCAAUAACUUCAACAUUCGCCAUGGGAUCCAGUUUACAAUGUUUCGCUUCCUGCAAAGAAAAAAAAAAUCAAUAAAUAAAAUGGAUCAAGAUUUGUACAAAAAAAUGUUUAAUUAGUGAGAAAUGGAAUAUCACAAUAAUUACUUAAAAAGUAUUUGUAUGGAACUGCAUUUUGUUAUAGUUGAAUUUUUAGAUUAAAAUUUUAAUAAAUUAAAAUAAUAAACUUA
This is a messenger RNA of Leptopilina boulardi, 741 nucleotides long. It is a transcript of the gene Cisd2, whose product is annotated as CDGSH iron-sulfur domain-containing protein 2 homolog. The coding region runs from base 117 to 512 and encodes 131 amino acids. The record is from RefSeq and is a predicted model, not a curated record. Gene Ontology annotation, cellular component: mitochondrial outer membrane; intracellular membrane-bounded organelle. Gene Ontology annotation, molecular function: 2 iron, 2 sulfur cluster binding. Gene Ontology annotation, biological process: regulation of autophagy. The transcript is spliced from 5 exons. NCBI's taxonomy places the organism in Eukaryota, Metazoa, Arthropoda, Insecta, Hymenoptera, Figitidae.